Molecule: messenger RNA, 2184 nt
Organism: Ipomoea nil (Japanese morning glory)
Lineage: Eukaryota; Viridiplantae; Streptophyta; Magnoliopsida; Solanales; Convolvulaceae
Product: putative late blight resistance protein homolog R1B-14
Exons: 2
Coding region: 1-2184 (727 amino acids)
Biological process (GO): defense response to other organism
Molecular function (GO): ADP binding
Source: RefSeq, a predicted model, not a curated record
AUGAAUAACGGGGCUAGUGCUCAGAGUCUGUAUACAGAUGUCCGAGUUGAAGUUGCUAGAAUAUAUGAAUAUAGUAGUAUGAAGCUCAUAUAUUGCUGGAAAGGGAAUUCAGUUAAGACUUAUGAAGCUAUUCAUUAUCAUCGCUUGAAAAUAAUUGUAAGAGCUAUUGAGAAUGUUAAAGACAGGAUCCUGAAAGAAAAAAAAAGUGCUGCUUUAGAGGGUGAAGAAGAGAAGAACAUCACAAUUUGGGAUACCUACCAAAAUGCUUUAAACACUGAGAAUGAAGUGAUUGUAGGAAUCAACAGUGAUAUAGAGAAGAUAGUUAACCGGCUCUGUUAUUCAUACUUCAUGGGAUCAGUUUUAACCAUUUUAAAGAAUAGUAACAUUGACAUGUUUCGGAAAUAUGAGCUGAAACUACAAGUUAUGCCACUCGUUGGGGAAGGAGGCAUUGGAAAAACUACAUUAGCCAAAAGAGUCUAUGAACAUCCAAUUACUAUUGCUAGCUUUCACAUUCGAGCACAUGUAGUUGUGUCUAAAGUUCAUAACGUCAAAGAGAUGCUCAUUGGUCUAUUACAUUGUAUUUCACCAAUCACUAGUGAAAUCUACAACAUAGAUGAGGCUCAGAUAGCUAAGCAACUAAGCACAAGUUUGAUGGGCCAGAAGUAUUUAAUUUUCUUGGAUGAUAUAUGGACCACUGCUGCAUGGGAUGCCAUCCAAGGAUAUCUUCCAGAGAAUUUUAAUGGAAGCCGAAUCUUAGUAACUACUCGGUUCAAAGAGGUGUCUGAAUACUUAAGUACGAAUCCCUACCAAGUGAAGUAUCAAACUUUGCAGGAUCUUGGGAAAUUAUUUUCAAGGAAAGUGUUUGGGCAAAGCCAAUGUGUUCCCCGUGAAUAUGAGCGAAUUGUGAAACACAUUGUUUUUGGUUGUGGUGGAUUACCCCUCGUAGUUGUUUUAAUUUCCGGACUUUUGGCGACAAAAAAAGGGUCUCUAAAAAUAUGGAGAGAUGUUGCCCAAACUUUGGAUGGAGUUGGUAGAUAUGAUAAUAACAAAAGAAUUUCAAAAAUAGUUUCAUUAAUCUACAAGUACUUACCAAGUCAUUUGAAGUCUUGCUUUCACUAUUUUGGUGUGUUUCCAGAAGACAGUGACAUUCCUGUUAAGAAAUUAAUCAACUUAUGGGUUGCAGAGGGAUUUAUAAAGCCACAUAACAAUAUGAGUUUGGAAGAAGUGGGAGAGAGCUACUUGCAUGAUCUCAUUAAUAGAAGUGUAGUUCAAACUAAUGAGCUAAGUAUUGACGGCAAAGUUAAAUCAUGUAACAUUCAAGAUCGAGUGCACGAGGUUUGUGUGAGAGAAGCAAUUGAUGGGAAUACAUUGUGCAUUAUCAAUGAUAACCAUGCUCCAAAGGCUAGUCAUUGGUUAAGCUGUCAAACAAGUCAUUGGCCGAUCACUCAAGCGAGUUAUGGGAAUUGCAUGCCAGAUAAAAUCCAUUCUAUUCUCUGUUUUGGUAAAGAUGUAUACCAUUCAAAAUGCAGGUUGGUAUACCCUUGUGUGAAAUUGCUAAGAGUAUUGGAUUUAUCAUUAGUUAAAUGGUCAAGAGGCAUGCCUAGCGAAAUAACAGACUUGGUUCAUUUGAGAUACUUGGCUUUAAGUACCAUUAGUUCUCUUUACGAGUUUCAAUUUUUCAAGCUUAAGAAUUUGGUAACUCUCAUAGUUGCUUCGUGGAUGGAAAAAUGUCCUUUGCAACUGCCAUGUGGUAUUUUGGAUUUGCCACAAUUGAGUCAUUUGCAUGUUGACAAGAGAUGUUCACAGUAUCUCCCUUGCUUUGUCAAAAAAGAUCUACAAACUCUUUAUUGGUUGAAAGUUGCUAGCUCCGACGAAAACCCAAACUUCGGAAUGGUUCCAAACCUAAGGGAACUUGGGAUUUUCAUUGAAGGCCAACUUGUGUCUAACUAUCUUGGGAGCCUUGUGCAUUUGCAUCUACUUGAGAAGUUGAAGUUUGAAGUAGGAAGAGUUGAGCGCUUUUAUCUACCAACAGGUUUUCCACCAAACCUUAAGAAGUUGACACUUCGGUAUACUUAUCUUCCAUGGAAGGAGAUGGACACAAUUGGCAAGUUGCCUCACCUUGAGAUCUCAAACAUUGGAAUGCAAGUUAUAAAAGUUUCCCAGUUUUGGAGCGCCUUGCCUUAA